Messenger RNA from Lepus europaeus (European hare), 2607 nucleotides. It is a transcript of the gene PDE6C, whose product is annotated as phosphodiesterase 6C. Lineage: Eukaryota; Metazoa; Chordata; Mammalia; Lagomorpha; Leporidae. Gene Ontology annotation, biological process: visual perception; signal transduction. The transcript is spliced from 22 exons. The record is from RefSeq and is a predicted model, not a curated record. Gene Ontology annotation, molecular function: protein binding; 3',5'-cyclic-nucleotide phosphodiesterase activity. The coding region runs from base 1 to 2586 and encodes 861 amino acids.
AUGGGCGACCUCAGCCGAGAUGCUGUGGAGAAGUAUCUCGAGCAGAACCCACAGUUUGCCAAGGAGUACUUUGACAAGAGGCUGCGGGCAGAGGCGCUGGGGGAAAUCUUCAAGAACCGCCAGGCUGCAGUCCCGGCCAGCGUGUCCUUUGCUGAGCUGACGCAGGUGGAGGAGGCGGCCGUGUGCCUGGAGCUGCUGCUCACCGUGCAGGAGGAGGCGGGCGGUGCGGAGCUGGCGGCGCACCGGGCCCUGCAGAGGCUGGCCCAGCUGCUGUGUGCGGAGCGCUGCAGCCUGUUCAUGUGCCGGGCCCGCAAUGGCACGCCGGAGGUGGCCUCCAGGCUGCUGGAUGUCACGCCCACCUCCAAGUUGGAGGACAACCUUGUGGCCCCUGAGCGAGAGGUUGUGUUUCCACUGGACAUCGGGAUAGUGGGAUGGGUUGCUCACACGAAGAAAGCCCUUAAUGUUCCAGAUGUGAGAAAGAAUAGCCACUUUUCUGACUUCAUGGACAAACAAACGGGUUACGUCACCAGGAACCUGCUGGCAACCCCAAUCGUCAUGGGCAAGGAGGUUCUUGCUGUGGUUAUGGCGGUGAACAAAGUAAAUGCUCCUGAGUUUUCCAAACAGGACGAAGAGGUCUUUUCCAAGUACAUCAACCUUGUUUCUGUCAUCCUAAAGCUUCAUCAUACCAACUACCUGUACAGCAUUGAAUCCAGGAGAAGUCAGAUCCUUAUGUGGUCAGCCAACAAAGUAUUUGAAGAGCUCACAGAUGUUGAACGGCAGUUUCACAAAGCACUCUACACAGUUAGGACGUACCUGAACUGUGAACGGUACUCCAUCGGCCUGCUGGACAUGACGAAGGAGAAGGAAUUCUAUGAUGAAUGGCCCAUCAAGCUUGGUGAGGUUGAACCCUAUAAGGGACCAAAGACACCAGAUGGCCGGGAAAUCAUCUUUUAUAAAAUCAUCGAUUACAUUUUACAUGGCAAGGAAGAGAUCAAAGUGAUUCCAACACCUCCUGCGGACCACUGGACUCUCGUUAGCGGGUUGCCAACAUACGUUGCUGAAAACGGAUUUAUCUGCAACAUGCUCAAUGCCCCUGCCGACGAAUACUUCACCUUCCAGAAAGGACCUGUGGAUGAGACGGGUUGGGUCAUUAAAAACGUCUUGUCCCUGCCCAUUGUCAACAAGAAGGAAGACAUCGUGGGAGUGGCAACAUUUUACAACAGGAAGGAUGGAAAACCUUUUGAUGAGCAUGAUGAACACAUUACGGAGACUCUCACACAAUUUCUUGGAUGGUCUCUUUUAAAUACUGACACCUAUGAGAAAAUGAAUAAGCUAGAAAACAGAAAGGACAUCGCUCAGGAAAUGCUCAUGAACCACACCAAGGCCACUCUGGAGGAAAUUGAGUCUAUUUUGAAAUUUAAGGAAAAGUUGAAUAAAGAUGCAAUUGAAGACUGUGAGGAGAAACAACUUAUCAAGAUUUUGAAGGAGGACUUGCCAGACCCGAAGGAGGUGGAACUAUACGAAUUCCGGUUCAGUGACUUCCCCAUCACGGAACAUGGAUUGAUUAAGUGUGGAAUACGGCUGUUUUUUGAAAUCAACGUGGUGGAAAAAUUCAAAGUCCCCGUAGAGGUCCUCACCAGGUGGAUGUACACAGUGAGGAAGGGGUACCGCGCUGUCACCUACCACAACUGGAGACACGGGUUCAACGUAGGGCAGACUAUGUUCACCUUGCUGAUGACAGGAAGACUCAAGAAGUACUUCACGGAUCUUGAAGCCUUUGCCAUGCUCGCGGCGGCGUUCUGCCAUGACAUUGACCACAGAGGCACCAACAACUUGUACCAGAUGAAAUCCACAUCUCCGUUGGCAAAGCUUCACGGGUCCUCCAUCUUGGAGAGGCACCACCUGGAGUACAGUAAGACCCUGCUGCAGGACGAGAGCUUAAACAUCUUCCAGAACCUCAAUAAGCGGCAGUUCGAAACAGUUCUUCAUUUGUUUGAGGUCGCAAUAAUAGCCACAGACCUGGCUUUGUAUUUCAAGAAGAGAACCAUGUUUCAAAAAAUUGUUGAUGCCUGUGAACAAAUGAAAACUGAAGAGGAGGCUAUCAAAUACGUAACCAUUGACCCAACCAAAAAAGAGAUCAUCAUGGCAAUGAUGAUGACUGCAUGCGACCUGUCUGCUAUAACCAAGCCCUGGGAGGUACAAAGUCAGGCAGCACUUAUGGUUGCAAAUGAAUUUUGGGAGCAAGGCGAUCUGGAGAGAACAGUGCUGCAGCAACAGCCUAUUCCUAUGAUGGACAGAAACAAGAAAGAUGAACUACCUAAACUUCAAGUGGGAUUUAUUGAUUUUGUCUGUACUUUUGUGUAUAAGGAGUUCUCGCGGUUCCAUGAAGAGAUCACACCUAUGCUGAACGGGCUUCAGAAUAACAGAGUAGAAUGGAAAACCCUGGCUGAUGAAUACGAUGCCAAGAUGAAGGUAAUCGAAGAGGAGGAGAAAAAGCAGGAGGAAGGAAACCCUGUCCAAAAAGUUGCUGAAGUCUCAGGAGGUGGCAGUGAAGACAAAAAGUCCAAAACGUGUCUGAUGUUGUAAUGUAAUCCACUGGGUCUAAAC